Molecule: messenger RNA, 1050 nt
Organism: Amaranthus tricolor (Joseph's coat)
Lineage: Eukaryota; Viridiplantae; Streptophyta; Magnoliopsida; Caryophyllales; Amaranthaceae
Product: isopentenyl-diphosphate Delta-isomerase I-like
Exons: 6
Coding region: 66-968 (300 amino acids)
Biological process (GO): isoprenoid biosynthetic process; isopentenyl diphosphate biosynthetic process
Cellular component (GO): cytoplasm
Molecular function (GO): isopentenyl-diphosphate delta-isomerase activity
Source: RefSeq, a predicted model, not a curated record
GUGAUGUUCGUGCAUAAAAUAAAAUUAAAAAGUCCUCAUCGUCGCCUGAAGUAUUGGUUAUAGUAAUGGCAUCACAUCUCAAUUAUAUCGCCAUCACUCCCUAUAAAUUCAAUCCACCUUCUUCUUCGUUCUCUCUCCUUCACAAUCCACCAUCUCUAUUUAUUUAUAAUCAUCUCAAAUCUCUGCUCUCCUCGUUUUCUCUCCUCUCAGUUUCCUCUUCUUCUUUCUCUCCACUUAUAGGUCGAUCUUUGGCCACUUCAACUAUGGGUGACAUACUUGCUGAUUCUACCAUGGAUGCUGUUCAAAGGAAACUCAUGUUUGAGGAUGAAUGUAUCUUGGUGGACGAGAGUGAUAAUGUUGUUGGUCAUGACACCAAAUAUAACUGUCACUUGAUGGAGAACAUUAACGCGGGAAAGGCGCUUCACAGAGCUUUCAGUGCAUUUCUAUUCAAUUCUAAAUAUGAAUUAUUGCUUCAGCAACGCUCUGCCACAAAGGUAACAUUCCCGUUAGUGUGGACCAAUACAUGCUGCAGUCAUCCCCUAUAUCGUGAAUCAGAGCUCAUUCAAGAGGAUGUUCUUGGUGUGAGAAAUGCUGCUCAAAGGAAGCUUAAAGACGAACUGGGAAUACCGGCUGAAGAGGUGCCAGUUGAUCAAUUUACACCACUUGGACGUAUGUUGUACAAGGCUCCAUCCGAUGGAAAAUGGGGAGAACACGAACUUGAUUAUCUGCUGUUCAUCGUAAAAGAUGUCUCGAUGACACUGAACCCUGAUGAAGUGGCUGAUGCCAAGUACGUUAGCAGAGAAGAACUCAAGGAAAUUUGCCGGAAAGCCGAUGCUGGUGAGGAUGGUUUGAAGUUAUCUCCGUGGUUCAGGCUAGUCGUCGAUAACUUCUUGUACAAAUGGUGGGAUCAUGUUGAAAAUGGGACUAUCAAAGAAGCUUCAGACAUGCAAACUAUCCACAAGCUUUAAACUGAUAUCUCAUUUCAUAACAGCAGUAUUAAUUUAAUUUUCAUUUUCAAUAAAUUAAAUAAAAUACUAGUAUUAUUUGUGC